Messenger RNA from Paramecium sonneborni, 405 nucleotides. The record is from the annotation of a GenBank genome assembly. Lineage: Eukaryota; Ciliophora; Oligohymenophorea; Peniculida; Parameciidae.
AUGAAUAAUUCACAGCAGUUUUAAUCAAUAAAACAGUUUUCAAAGAUUUUCAUACGACUAAACAAUAAUAAAUAGCAAAUUUAAUUAAUAAGCCAAAAUGAAAUUACAUUAGAGUACAUUAUAUCGAAAAUUACUUUAAUCACUAUAUAAAUUAAGGUGAAAUAUUUGUUGAAAAUAAGGAAAAAGAUUGAUUUGCAUUUCAAAUUAAAACUAUUACAAUCCUUUUUAAAGUUUAGCAAAUGCUUUUCCAAAUACUGUUUUGGAAAAAUAUAUAAUUCAAUUGAAAUAGAUUCGAAUCCUAGUCAAAAUAAGUUGAGGCUCAACUUAAAUUUAAAAGAAUUGAAAUACUUUAAUAAACCUAAGCCAAAUAAGUUAUAAAAUAAAUUCUCAAUAAUAUCUUAUUGA